CGGCCGGAAGGUGGUGAAUUGGGACUGCCCAAGCCUUCUUCCUGCCUUCAUGCAGCUGGUCUCUGUUCUGUUGUACGCCGCGGUGACGCGGCAUCGCAGUCGUUCCAGUGUCAUCCGUUUGGGCUCUGCGAACCAUGUCCUGAAGAUUCUGUUAGUCUUUAUAUUAGAACUAAUAGCACCGGUGCUACACCACAUGGUCAGGGAUCACAUCCAAUAUUGGGAGAAAUCCCCGCUUGGGAAACUUGCGGCCGCAUAGUAGGGCAGGAGACUGCUGACUUUUGGGAAUUCGUGACCUUGGUAAUCACCGAUGUAUUUUCCGCCAACCGAGUAUGUGGACUCUGUCAGUACGAAAAAGAUCGCCUGGAUGCCAUUGCCCGCAAGGUCAAGGGCGCCAAGGACCUCCCUCCUGGAGGAGCCGAUUAUCCAGAGCCAAAGGAGAAAGAGAUCAAAUGGGUCGAAUGUGCCGUCUCUACCUGCAGGGCACAAUAUUCUCUUGUCAAUGCUGGAGGCCUCAGGGUCAGACCCAAGUGCCAUUAUUGUCGCCAGGGCAUCGAAUGUCCAUGGGUCACAUGCUGUAAAUGCACGAACCGCAUCGUCGUUCCCGAAGAAUAUCGCGAAGGCAAGGAUGAUCAGUUCGAAUGCUUCGCCUGCCAGUCUGGAAAGGCGACAAAGGUAGAUGAGGAGACGAGCACUCAAGCAUUGGCGGCAGAAAACGGUACGGCAUGGCUUGGGUUCAAUCCCGAUUUCGAUCUAUUCCACAACCACUCCGCGUUCAAGAUUUUCUCCAAGCACGGUGCCGCGGCAUUCACGGGCAUUCCUGCAGAUAAGGAAUUUACGCUACAUUCCAAGCAUAUAUUCAAUGCGGACGUUGUCCGCCUACAAAUCGAAGGGCGAGUUGCAUCUGGGGAAGUAGAGAAAGGCACAUGUUCUCUCUGCUUCGACGAUAUUCCUUAUGAAAAACUACUUCCCGCUUGUGGGAGGAGCGGUUGCAGGCAAAGGGUUGACGAAGAUUGUCUCGCCCGCUGGUACGGAGAAAACGGGCCAGGUAAACUUUUGAAUCCUCUUCAACUAGCUUGUCCUUUCUGCCGUAGAAAGCCGACGAUCAAAAUCCUCACCAAAUACAACCCCACUGCAUUGUCUGUGGGUGAUCUGGCCCCUGCUAUUGCCGACAGAGCGUGGUACUAUGCGUGGUGUGUGACAUGUGGAUUUGCUAAGCGUGCUGUCGAACGAGCGUGCGCUGACGCCGGGUUGCCAAACAUCCGGGAUUUCGUCUGUGAGGAUUGUACGGAGCAAAGAGCCGCACUAGAGGCGCGUCUACGGGCCGAAGCUGAAGCGCUGCGUGCUGCAAGAGACGAGGCAAGAUUGGCAGCAGUCAACAACCAGCUGCGAGCCGUUAAAUCUACCAAAAUGGCCAAGAUCACCCCUUGUCCCAGAUGCGGGGUGUUCGUCCAGAAGACUUACGGGUGUAAUCACAUCACCUGCGGAAAAUACAUCGGUGAUUACCAAGGUCUAUGGAUUCCUAUUCGGGCAACCAAAGCUUUGCGUCGUAAAGCAGUUACCCUACGUGAGCGGAUCACAGAUAUUUAUGGAAAUGAUUACUUACCACAAAUUCCCAAAAGUCAGCAGUCUCCUGUCCUACUAUGCGGCCGCAAGUUUCCCAAGCGGGGAUUUCUCCUAAUAUUGGAUGUGAUCCCUGACCAUGUGGUGUAG
Molecule: messenger RNA, 1710 nt
Organism: Acaulospora colombiana
Lineage: Eukaryota; Fungi; Glomeromycota; Glomeromycetes; Diversisporales; Acaulosporaceae
Source: the annotation of a GenBank genome assembly